UCGGCCCCUGCGGGCGCUGUUGGGUCAGGCCCUGUCCUGUGGCACUGGGUGUGAGGACGGACCUGCUGACGUGGGCCCCGGGGCCUGGCCCGGCUCCCUUCGCCAGACCGGGGCCAUCUGCUCCUGUAUCGGGCUCUGGCAGGAAGCAGCCGGCAUGCCCCAGGCUGAUUGCUGGCGUUUCCUGGUGCUGAAUGAGCAGAUGGGCCAGGAGGGAGGAGAUCCCAUGUGACAACAGGGCCCGGCCUGGGGUCACAUUGUCACGGAGUGUGGGGGAGUCAGGGCCCUGCAUCCCCAAUUCCUGCGAUUCACCGGGACUCUCAGCCAGCCAGUGAAACGGAAGGUUUAUUAGACAGGAACACCGUCCAAACGGUGCUCGUAGGUACAACCAGGACCCCUCAAUCAGGUCCCCAGGGGUGUAGGGAGCUUAUCCCUCAGCUUUGGGGCUCCCUCGGCUUCCCCAGCCAGCUCUAAACCGAAACCCCUCCAGCCGUCUCCUCCGGCCACCGCCCCCGGCUCCUCCCCCAGCCUUUGUCCAGUUUCCUGGGGAAAAGGUGUCACCUGGCCCCAACCCCCCUCCUGGGCUCAGGUUACAUGCUCCGGUAUCGUCGCCCUGGUAUCCCAUCACCAAUGCCGACAGUCUCAAUAAAACUCCCGCGCAACAUUCCCAGGUCAAUCCGCCUCACUCGCUGCUCCGUCACACACAUGCAGGGCACCGUGUGGCGUGAGAGGCAAAGCCCCCCGUGAAUGUGUGUAGGGCGCGGCUUCGCCUGCCAGAGGGGCUGGAGCCUGGUGCUCCGGGGCUGGGUGGCGCUGGCUUUAACUGUCUCUGGGGAUGUCCAGCGCUUCUGCAGAUCUGGGUCUGGAGCCCGAAUUCCUGCCACCUGCUCCAACCCACGACCGCUGCUGGGGUCCUGCAUCCCGCUCGGGAGCCCACAACUCACGGAGGAGGAGGCAGAGAUGCCGGAUGAAGUGAACAUUGAUGAACUCCUGGAGCUGGACGCAGACGAGGCGCGGGCCGCGCAGCUGCAGGGCAUCCUGAAGUCAUGUCACAACAACACACAGGCCUUCGUGCAGGAGCUACUCCUCAAGCUGCGGGGGCUCCAGAAGCAGCAGGUCCUGCAGCGGCGGCCCAGCCCGGAGCUCCAGGAGCGAGCGUGACCCCUGCCCAGGGAGGGGCCCCCUGCGGCCCUUGGUGGCAGCAGCUUCCUCCGGACGAGGGGGACCAGCGAGGCCCUGCAAAUCCAGCCUGGGGCCGGGGGUUGCUCGGCGGAGCCUCCUGAUGCGACAGCUUGUGCCCCUGCACCUGGGGAUGGCACAGGCCUGGCCC
This is a messenger RNA of Terrapene triunguis (Three-toed box turtle), 1327 nucleotides long. RefSeq names its product protein phosphatase 1 regulatory inhibitor subunit 14A (gene PPP1R14A). Gene Ontology annotation, molecular function: protein serine/threonine phosphatase inhibitor activity. The transcript has 4 exons. Lineage: Eukaryota; Metazoa; Chordata; Testudines; Emydidae. Bases 745 to 1158 code for a protein of 137 amino acids. Gene Ontology annotation, cellular component: cytoplasm. The record is from RefSeq and is a predicted model, not a curated record. Gene Ontology annotation, biological process: regulation of phosphorylation.